Molecule: messenger RNA, 2642 nt
Organism: Heterocephalus glaber (naked mole-rat)
Lineage: Eukaryota; Metazoa; Chordata; Mammalia; Rodentia; Bathyergidae
Source: RefSeq, a predicted model, not a curated record
UUGAACCACUGUGAGACUUGGCUCAGGGGUGAUCAAGGCUGGCUUUGCAGGAGACCAGAUUCCCAAAUACUGUUUCCCAAACUAUGUCGGGCGGCCUAAACACAUGCGGGUGAUGGCCGGAGCCCUGGAGGGGGACCUCUUCAUCGGACCCAAGGCAGAGCCAGGGUGACCCACUAGAAACAGCACAGGCCAGUCUCCUGUCAGGAGGAGCCAGCAUGGGAUGGAGAGGAGCGAGCCCAGCCCGGAAAAUGCUGCGUGGACACCUGGGGGAUGUCGGCCCAGUUGUGGGCCCAGGAAGGGGUGGCCUGAGCUGAGGGGACAGGUUGGGGCCCUAAGAACAAGGUUAGUGGGAGCCAUGGGCAAGAUGUUAAGAGGGUGAGAGGGGCACACCUGUGGCUGGGGGCAGUGUCAGAGAGUAAGUAGAGGCAGCGAGUCCAUGCUGGAGACAGGUAAGGACGGGCCAGAGCUGCACCCUGGAGGAGCGGAAGGUGACCACAGGAGGGCUGUGCUGACAGGUGCCGUCACUGAAGGUCCUGGAGGAAGCUGCAGCAUCUUGAGGAGAAGAGUAAAGAAGUCCCAGGAGAGGCCACAGGAGGGACUGUGGCUUGGAGUACUCUGCUACUUUUUCUGGCCUUAGCCAGUUGAAGCUAGCUGAGCUCUGAGAGCCCAGAGUGUGGUGGGACAGACGAGCCAUUCUUAGUUCAGGACCCACCCCAGAGCUAGGAGGUACAUGUGGGUAGCAUUGGUUCAGGGCAGAGGGCCAGCUUCCCAGAAGACCAGCGACACCCGCCUGGCAAAGGGCCUGCACCACAUCUGCCCCUCCAGGAGCACCGGGGGCUGCUGGCCAUCCGCUAUCCGAUGGAGCAUGGCGUGGUGCGGGACUGGAAUGACAUGGAGCGCAUCUGGCAGUACGUGUACUCCAAGGACCAGCUGCAGACCUUCUCAGAGGAGCACCCAGUUCUCCUAACGGAGGCCCCACUCAACCCCAGCAAGAACCGGGAGAAGGCGGCGGAGGUAUUCUUUGAGACCUUCAACGUGCCGGCCCUGUUCAUCUCCAUGCAGGCCGUGCUCAGCCUGUAUGCAACAGGACGUACGACAGGAGUGGUGUUAGACUCAGGGGACGGGGUCACUCAUGCUGUCCCUAUCUACGAGGGCUUCGCCAUGCCACACUCCAUCAUGCGGGUGGACAUUGCCGGCCGAGACGUCUCCCGCUACCUCCAGCUGCUGCUGCGCAAGGAAGGGGCUGAUUUCCACACAUCGGCCGAGUUCGAGGUUGUGCGGACCAUCAAGGAGCGAGCCUGCUACCUGUCCAUCAACCCACAGAAGGAUGAGGCCCUAGAGACAGAGAAGGUGCAGUACACCCUGCCCGAUGGCAGCACGCUAGACGUGGGGCCUGCACGCUUCCGGGCCCCUGAGCUGCUGUUCCAGCCAGACCUGGUCGGGGACGAGAGUGAGGGGCUCCAUGAGGUGCUGGCCUUUGCUAUCCACAAGUCCGACAUGGACCUUCGACGCACGCUCUUCGCCAACAUCGUGCUCUCAGGGGGCUCCACGCUGUUCAAAGGCUUCGGGGACCGACUACUGAGUGAGGUGAAGAAGCUUGCUCCAAAGGAUGUCAAGAUCAAGAUCUCUGCCCCUCAGGAACGGCUGUACUCCACCUGGAUUGGUGGUUCCAUCUUGGCCUCACUGGACACUUUUAAGAAGAUGUGGGUAUCCAAAAAGGAGUACGAAGAGGACGGCCCCCGUGCUAUUCAUCGAAAGACCUUCUGAUGCCCAGGAGGGUGGAGCGUGUUGGGAGAAUUGGAGGAGGGGGAGCCAGAGCCCUGGACCCUUUCUGGUUGGGGUCCACAUUGUAGGCCAAGGGCCCCCUGCAUGCCCUGAACCCCCAGGCAGGUGGUGCAGCAGUGCCUGCCUACAGCCCCACCCUGCACAUGCACACGCACACACACACACACACACACAAACACACACAAGCACAUACACAUACUCUGACGUUUAGCUGCAUGGAUGUGGUCUCAACCUGGAGCAUAGGAAUUGAGGAGCCUACGUUGGGCCGCUCUGGGCGUCUCCCUGGACGGCCUAGGUUAGGCCAAGGUUUCCUCGUCUGAUUUUUGGAGCUGCUUCCCUGAGCUCCAGGCCCAGACGACCAAAGCCUCCAUGUCCUCUGGCAGGCGCUACCCUGAAGCCAGAGAACCUGGGGGCCUGGGAAGUAGGCUGGAGAGGAGUGGCCAGCAGCUUGAGCAGGGGCAAUGGGGUGCAGAGUACGUCUUACGCCAUUGCCUCUUCCCAGUCCCACAGCCACCCACACCUGUGCACACAUCCCCAGCAAGCGGUGUGGCACAGGGGCAGCCUCCAGAGCCGGGGCAGCCAUGGCACGAGGCCUGUCGCCCUCUGCCCUCCAACCUCUGAGCACAUCAGUGAUUGCUGCUCCUGUCCUGCCCUGUGCCCUCGUUGGGAAGCCUUAUGGUCUGCAUUGUUGGAGGAAGCCAGGGAAUCGGGAGUCAGGUGAGGGCUGAGGAGGUCCUCCUCCCACCCUCAAAGACAGGGUGGCUGGGCCCAACCUCCCUGCCCAGAUGCGUCCAAUAACUUAACAGUUGCCUGAGAAAAUUUUCUUUUAUAAAUCAUUAUAGUAAUGAUGGACAAGG